This is a messenger RNA of Penaeus chinensis, 3809 nucleotides long. RefSeq names its product valine--tRNA ligase-like (gene ValRS). The record is from RefSeq and is a predicted model, not a curated record. Gene Ontology annotation, biological process: valyl-tRNA aminoacylation. Lineage: Eukaryota; Metazoa; Arthropoda; Malacostraca; Decapoda; Penaeidae. Gene Ontology annotation, cellular component: cytosol. The coding region runs from base 93 to 3584 and encodes 1163 amino acids. The transcript is spliced from 21 exons. Gene Ontology annotation, molecular function: ATP binding; valine-tRNA ligase activity; aminoacyl-tRNA deacylase activity.
UGUGUUGUUGUGCGGUUGACGUCCGAGCUCGAGGGUCCCGGCAAGUCCUCGUGUGUUUGAGGUACUGCAAGGUGACAGAUUGUUGAGGAAUUAUGGCAGAUCAACCCGCUCAGGACCCUGCAGCUGCUGCGGAGGGGGAUGGCAAGCCCAAGACGGCUAAGCAGCUGGAGAAGGAAGCCAAGAAAGCCGCCAAGUUAGCGAAAUUCGCGGAGAAGCAAGCUAAGGCCGCCGAGAAGAAAUCGGAUGGGCCGAAACAGGAGAAAAAACCGAAGAAAGUUGAAGAAAAAAAAGUUGCCACAUAUGACUUACCGACAGCUCCAGGUGAAAAGAAGGACGUAACUGUUGAUUUGCCGGCACAGUACAGCCCAAAAUAUGUUGAAGCUGCAUGGAAUGCCUGGUGGAAGAAGGAAGGUUUCUUCAAGCCAGAAUAUGGGAGGAAUUUGGAUGAGCCUAAUCCAAAAGGGAAUUUUGUUAUGGUAAUUCCACCACCAAAUGUCACGGGAACUCUUCAUCUGGGUCAUGCGCUCACAAAUUCAAUUGAAGAUGCUGUCUGCCGCUGGCACAGAAUGAAAGGUUACACAACAUUAUGGGUGCCAGGUUGUGAUCACGCGGGUAUUGCUACUCAGGUUGCCGUGGAAAAGAAAGUCAAACGGGAAGAAGGAAAGAGUCGCCACGAUCUGGGACGAGAUGAGUUUAUUAAACGUGUUUGGCAGUGGAAGAACGAGAAAGGUGACCGUAUCUACCAGCAGAUGGAGGAGAUGGGAUCAUCUCUGGACUGGGAUCGUGCAACAUUCACCAUGGAUCCUGGACCUCAGGAAGCAGUCAAAGAGGCAUUUGUGAGAAUGCAUGAAGACGGGACAAUUUACAGGUCAAACAGGCUUGUAAACUGGUCAUGCACCCUUAAGUCAGCCAUCUCUGAUAUUGAGGUAGAGAAAAAGGAUCUGCCAGGCCGCACUGAAAUGGUAGUACCAGGCUACACAGAUAAAGUAGAAUUUGGUGUGCUUGUAUCCUUUGCUUAUCCAGUAGAAGAUUCUGAUGAACGGAUAAUUGUUGCAACUACACGUAUUGAGACCAUGCUUGGAGAUACUGCUGUAGCUGUCCACCCAAAGGAUGAGAGAUACAAACAUCUGCAUGGUAAGAUGGUUAUCCAUCCCUUCACAAACCGCAAGCUGCCGAUUCUCCAGGACGAUUUCGUAGAGAUGGAAUUUGGUACUGGUGCCGUAAAGAUAACUCCAGCUCAUGAUCCCAACGAUUAUGAAGUUGGGAAGAGGCACAAUCUCCCAUUCCUCACCAUAUUUACAGAUGAUGGAAUCAUUGUGGAUGGUUAUGGCCAGUUUGCAGGAAUGAAGCGAUUUGAUGCUCGUAAAGCUGUGUUAGAAGCUCUGAAGGAGAAGGGUCUCUAUAUUGAAACAAAGGAUAACCCAAUGGUGGUUCCUGUGUGCUCAAGAUCCAAGGAUAUUAUUGAACCAAUGAUCAAACCACAGUGGUAUGUGAAAUGUCUUGAUAUGGCAGCUAAGGCUGUUGAAGCUGUAAAGUCAGGGGCAUUGGAAAUCAUUCCCAAAAUGCACGAGAAGACAUGGUUCCACUGGAUGGAUGAGAUGCGGGAUUGGUGCAUUUCAAGGCAGCUUUGGUGGGGCCAUCAGAUUCCCGCUUACUUUGUGGAAAUUGAAGGGUCAACCUCGCCUUUGGAAGAUAAGGACGAUUAUUGGGUCAGUGGUCGAUCUGAGGAAGAAGCUCGGCAGAAAGCAGCGAAGAAGUUUAAUGUGCCUGCAGAAAAGAUAAAGUUGACACAAGAUCCUGAUGUAUUGGACACCUGGUUCAGCUCCGGUCUGUUUCCAUUCUCGGUGUUCGGUUGGCCCAACCAGACUCGGGAUAUGGAACUGUUCUACCCCAACUCCCUUCUCGAGACAGGUCACGACAUCCUCUUCUUUUGGGUUGCAAGAAUGGUUUUCUUUGGACAGAAAUUAUUGGGCAAACUUCCUUUCAAGCAAGUCUACCUUCAUGCCAUGUUGCGUGAUGCUCAUGGACGCAAGAUGAGCAAAUCCUUAGGCAAUGUUAUUGAUCCAGUUGAUGUCAUCCUUGGCAUUACACUAAAGGAACUCAAUAGCAAACUUGAGGAAAACAGCAACCUGGACCCACGUGAAGUUGAGAAAGCCAAGGAGGGGCAGAAGCGAGACUACCCUCAAGGAAUCCCUGAGUGUGGCACUGAUGCCCUUCGUUUUGCUCUUUGUGCCUACACAGCUCAAGGUCGUGAUAUCAACCUGGAUGUUCUACGUGUCAAUGGUUAUAGGAAUUUCUGCAACAAGCUGUGGAAUGCCACCAAAUUUGCUCUGAUGAACCUUGGCAAAGAUUUCAAGCCACAUGAGUCUUUGAAGACCUUACAAGAGAUGGUAAGAUCAAGAAACAGCAAUAGCCUGGCUAAUUCCAGCCAUGCCACAACUGGUCCGUCCAACAACAAUCAGUGUAGUGAUAAUAACUUACCAAGCUUAGUGGAAUUGAACAAUACAUUAGAACAGUACAGUUAUAUUGAAGGGUACAGGCCGACACAAUCUGACCUUCACGUGCUUGAAAGAUUAGGAAAAACGUGUGGCUCUCUGUCACAGUACCCACACCUCUUGCGCUGGUAUUGCCACAUGUCCAGUUUUUCGCAAGAGGAGAGGAAGUCCCUCCCUAAAGCAGGGCACAGUCGGGUAUCUUCUUCCAUAGCUAGUCAUAGGGAGGGCAACAGCUUAAGCAUGGUGGACAGGUGGAUGCUACACCAACUUUCAGUAGCUGUGAAAGAGUGUAAUGCUGCCUUCAAGGAGUUCAACUUUCCACGAGCAACCACUGCCCUCUACAACCUUUGGUGGUACCAGCUGUGUGAUGUGUACUUGGAAUGCCUGAAGCCAGUCAUGUACUCUGACAACGAGGAAGCAAAGAACUUAAGCCGUAAUGUUUUAUACACAGCUUUGCAUGUUGGAUUGACUCUAAUUUCUCCAUUCAUGCCAUUCUUGUCUGAGGAACUGUUCCAGCGGCUCCCAUCACGCACAGCAAACCAGCCACCUUCAAUCUGUGUCACGUCAUAUCCAGAAUCUGAGGAGUAUGAUAUCUUCUUUGAUGAAAAAGUAGACGAGAAGUUCAAGUUUGGCCAAAAGGUUAUUGGUGAAGUGAGAUCAGCCAAGGCCAAGUAUGACAUUCCCAACAAAACAAGGAUUGAAUUGACCCUGCAGUCAGAAAAUGAAGAUAACAGAGCCACCCUGGAGUCCUUGAUUCAAGAUAUUGCAACACUGUCAGUAUCAGAUGUUAAAAUCUCAACUGACAAGCCAAAGGGAUCUGUCCCCACACCUGUAACUGCAGACACUGUAGCUUGGAUGAAAUUGCAGGGAUUGGUCAAUCUUUGCAAAUGUCAGGAAAAGAUCCAGAAAAGGAUAGAGGAUGCAGAGGAGAAGCUGAAGGCUCUUCAGGUUGAAAUGGCAAAGCCAGGGUAUGAAAAGGUGCCAGAGGAAAUCCAAGCAAAAAAUAACACAAAAAAGCUUGAUUUGGAAGCCGAGCUGGAACAGAGUAAGGACGCCAUCACUAAGAUAUUAGCCAUGGAAACCGAGUAGCUGAUAAAUAUGUUGUUAAUCACUAUUCACAGUUAAUUAUAGUUUUUCAAAAGGAAUGAAAAUGCAAUAAAGAAAAGUCUGUACAUAAAGAGGAGUAGGUAAUGUGCCUAUUUUGUCUUAACAACUACGUACACGAUGUAUUGUGAGUUCUGUACAGAGAAUAUAUUUAUAAUUGUUGCACUUAAGUCCUGACCCAGUGAUUAUUAAUAAAUUUUUAUUGUAUGA